Drosophila grimshawi is the source of this 4735-nucleotide messenger RNA. RefSeq names its product probable multidrug resistance-associated protein lethal(2)03659. Gene Ontology annotation, biological process: transmembrane transport. Lineage: Eukaryota; Metazoa; Arthropoda; Insecta; Diptera; Drosophilidae. Gene Ontology annotation, cellular component: membrane. The record is from RefSeq and is a predicted model, not a curated record. Gene Ontology annotation, molecular function: ATP binding; ATP hydrolysis activity; ABC-type transporter activity. Bases 560 to 4537 code for a protein of 1325 amino acids. The transcript is spliced from 7 exons.
AGUUCGUCGAUCGGAGCGUGCACAACGACCUGCGAGCGGUGGCGACGACGGCGGCACUUUGAAUUUACAUUCAAAACUUUUACGCACCACAAAAAGAAAAAAAAUAACAAUAAAAAGCAACAUUUCAUUAUCUAUAUAUUCGUACACUAUCUCAAACGUAUGUGAUGCAAGAGUGCUGUGGGACUUGUGCAAAAGAUAAACUGCCGAUCGUAUUAGUGCUAUCAAAACAGCAUGCUUUGUGGAACGUUUUUAGAAUAGAUGUAACAACAUCCGAAGUCAAACAACAUUGUGAGUGGAGUGGAAAAAAACAGAGGCGGACAUCUAUGUUUUUUAAACAUUAAAUAAUUAUAUUAACGGGCAGCGCGUGUCUCCAUUUCUGUUUGGGAUGCUAAUGAAAUCGAAUCAAACACAAAUUAAAAGUCGCCAAUAUUCGAACAAAUCAAUUAACAAAUCAAAUGCAAAUAAUAAGUGAAUACAAAACGGUGUGUAAAACGUAAUUAUACAACUUAUACAACUGAGCAAUUAAAUCAAAAUAAUAGGCAACAAAACAAAAAAAAAAAUGCAAUCAUUAAAGGCCGAUGAUCUGCCCGAGAAUCCCGUGGAGCGGGCCAACUGCUGCUCGGAGCAGAUGUUCUGCUUUGCGAUGCCCGUUUUGUUUAAGGGUCGCCAGAAAGCACUGGAACAAAGCGAUCUCUAUAAACCGCUCAAGAAGCACAAGUCAGACACGCUCGGCGACCGUCUGUGCUCGGCCUGGGAUGAGGAAGUCGCUAGGCGAUCUGCCCAAAAUCUCCAGCCUCGCUUGUUUCGCGUUGUGAGUCGCGUAUUUGGCUGGCCUCUGUUUCUCCAAGGCCUCUUGCUCAUUUCCCAGGAGAUGCUCACCAGGGUUACGCAGCCCAUUUGCCUGUUUGGCAUUAUGGCCUACUUUGCCGGCGAUGAUACGGAUUUGACCAAGGCGCAGCUUUAUGCCGCCGGCCUAAUGGCGGGAACGGUGUUCUCGGUUGCCUUUGGCCAUCCAUACAUGCUGGGUGUCUUGCAUCUGGGCAUGAAAAUGCGCAUUGCCCUCUGCAGCUUAGUAUAUCGCAAGUCUUUGCGCCUCAGCCGGACAGCCCUGGGAGACACGACCAUCGGGCAGGUGGUGAAUCUGCUGUCCAACGAUGUGGGACGCUUCGAUACGGUGCUGAUCAAUGUGCACUACUUGUGGGUAGCACCCCUAGAGCUGAUCGUCGUCACGUAUUUUAUGUAUGAUCAGAUCGGAUUUUCGGCUUUGUUUGGCGUCGCUGUGAUGCUACUCUUUCUACCACUGCAGGCCUACCUGGGCAAGAAAACAUCGGUGCUGCGUCUGCGUACAGCCCUUCGCACAGACGAACGUGUCCGCAUGAUGAACGAGAUCAUAUCCGGGAUUCAGGUGAUCAAGAUGUAUGCAUGGGAGAAGCCCUUUGGCAAGCUUGUGGAGCUCACGCGUCUCAAAGAAAUGACCUGCAUCAAGCAGGUCAACUAUAUACGUGGCAUUCUCAUCUCCUUCGCCAUGUUCCUCUCACGCGUCUUCAUAUUCGCCAGUCUGGUGGGCUAUGUGCUGCUCGGCAAUCUCUUGACCGCCGAAAAGGCCUUCUACAUCACCGCCUACUACAACAUUCUCCGGCGCACAGUCACCAUGUUCUUCCCACAAGGCAUCGGACAGUUCGCGGAGCUCUUGGUGUCUAUUAGACGUCUGCAGACCUUUAUGCAUCGCGAGGAGACUCUCGUCCAAGACAGAUCAAUUGAUGGCACGACCUCUGCACCUCUCGACCAGACGAAAAAUGGUGCACUAAUAGAAAACGAAAGCGGAGAUGCGGCAAAGGUCAACGGCAAUCACGAGAGUCUUAUUGAAUUCAACGAAUUCCAUGCCAAAUGGGAUGCUAAAGCAACUGAGAACACUCUAGACAACAUCAAUCUCAAACUAGGUCGUCGUCAACUGGUGGCCGUGAUUGGACCUGUCGGUUCAGGCAAGUCCAGCCUCAUACAAUCCAUUCUCGGCGAACUGCCCGUUGGGAAGGGAAGCCUCAAAGUCAAUGGCAAAUAUUCGUACGCCUCCCAGGAGCCGUGGCUCUUCACGGGAACUGUUCGUGAAAAUAUACUCUUUGGAUUGACUCUGGAUAAGCAUCGCUAUCGCACAGUGGUGAAGAAGUGUGCCCUUGAGCGUGACUUUGAGCUACUUCCUCAUGGUGAUAAGACGAUCGUUGGCGAGCGAGGAGCUUCACUCUCUGGUGGACAGAAAGCACGCAUCAGUCUGGCAAGGGCUGUGUACCGUCGGGCGGAGAUCUACCUCCUAGAUGAUCCACUCAGCGCUGUGGAUACUCAUGUGGGUCGGCACUUGUUCGAUCAGUGCAUGAGAGGCUAUCUGAGAAGUGAGUUAGUCAUCCUGGUCACACAUCAGCUGCAGUUCCUGGAGCACGCCGAUCUCAUUGUCAUUAUGGAUAAGGGUAAAAUUAGUGCAAUGGGCACCUAUGCCACAAUGCAACGCAGCGGUUUGGACUUUGCACAGCUGCUGACAGAUCCCAACAAGUCUGACGAGACGUCAAAUGAUCGUGAUAGUGAAGCUGGCGAUAUUUGGGAUCGUCUGAGCCUCGCCUCACGGAGCAAUAGACCGAGUCGCCAAGCCUCGCGCAAUGAGAGUUUUAGCUCUUUAAGUUCCCUGACGGAAUCUAUUGGAAAUGAAGCAGCUAUGGCUCCACAAGAGACGCGCGUCAAAGGCAACAUAGGUUUUGGUCUCUAUAAGGAAUAUUUAACUGCAGGCAGCGGUUGGCUCAUGCUAUGCUUCAUGGUCUUCCUUUGCUUGGGAACACAAAUUGUGGGUUCAACAGCUGAUAUGUUUCUCGCCUACUGGGUUGACAAGAACAAAAACGCUGCAGACAGAGACUCAGAUCCAAUCGAUAUCUAUUACUUCACUGCCCUUAAUAUAGCCGUCAUCUUCUUUACGUUAGUAAGGACUAUGCUAUUCUAUAAGCUGGCCAUGCGCAGCUCGACAACGCUUCACAAUGCCAUGUUCCGUGGCAUCACAAGAGCGGCAAUGUACUUCUUCAAUACGAAUCCCUCGGGUCGGAUAUUGAAUCGGUUCUCAAAGGACCUCGGCCAGAUAGACGAACUUCUGCCAACCGUAAUGCUGGAUGUGGUUCAGAUCUUUCUUACAUUGACAGGUAUCAUCGUUGUCAUCUGCAUCACCAAUCCUUAUUAUCUGAUUCUCACUCUGGUCCUGGGGAUAAUCUUCUACUAUAUAAGGGAGUUUUAUCUGAAGACAUCAAGAGACAUAAAACGGCUGGAGGCAGUUGCCAGAUCUCCGAUAUAUUCUCAUCUCAGUGCCUCUCUAAAUGGACUGCCUACAAUUAGAGCACUGGGCGCACAGAAGACUCUGAUUGCCGAGUUCGAUAAUCUGCAGGAUCUGCACAGCUCCGGUUACUACACAUUUCUAUCUACUAAUCGUGCCUUCGGCUAUUACCUGGACUGCUUCUGCACACUGUACAUUGUGAUAAUUAUUCUGAACUAUUUCAUAAAUCCGCCUGAAAACUCGGGCGAAGUAGGAUUAGCCAUUACGCAAGCUAUGGGCAUGGCAGGCAUGGUUCAAUGGGGCAUGCGGCAAUCGGCGGAGCUGGAGAACACCAUGACAGCAGUUGAACGUGUAGUGGAGUACGAUGAGAUCGAGCCAGAGGGUGAAUAUGAGUCGGAGCUGAACAAGAAACCACCCAACACCUGGCCGGAACACGGAAAGAUAGUGGCCGAUGAUCUAAGUCUACGCUAUUUCCCCGAUCCGCAAUCCAAGUAUGUGCUCAAGUCGCUCAACUUCGAGAUCAAACCCAUGGAAAAGGUGGGCAUUGUGGGUCGUACGGGUGCUGGCAAAUCAUCGCUUAUCAACGCCCUCUUCCGUCUGUCCUACAACGAUGGCUCUAUCAUCAUCGACAGCCGCGAUACCAACGAACUAGGACUACACGAUCUGCGAAGCAAGAUCUCCAUUAUCCCACAGGAACCGGUACUGUUUUCGGGCAGCAUGCGCUACAAUCUUGAUCCCUUCGAGGAAUACAGCGAUGCCAAGCUGUGGGAUGCUUUGGAGGAGGUCAAGUUGAAGCCCGUCAUCAGCGAUCUUCCGAGUGGACUCCAGAGUAAAAUCUCCGAGGGAGGCACCAACUUUAGUGUGGGUCAGAGGCAGCUGGUGUGUUUGGCACGAGCCAUUCUUCGGGAGAACCGUAUUCUGGUCAUGGAUGAGGCCACAGCCAAUGUGGAUCCACAGACAGAUGCCCUCAUUCAGACGACGAUUAGGAACAAGUUCAGGGAGUGCACAGUUCUGACAAUAGCCCAUCGCCUGAACACGAUUAUGGACUCGGAUAAGGUGAUAGUCAUGGAUGCUGGCCAAAUAGUCGAGUUUGGAUCACCUUACGAACUCCUUACUCAGUGUGAGUCGAAGGUCUUCCAUGGCAUGGUCAUGGAGACAGGUCAAAGUAGCUUUGAUAGUCUGCUGAGGGUAGCAGAAAAGGCCCAUUUGGAAUCACAGAAGUCCAAGACUGCCUAGAAUUAAUGCAGAAUCUGAAGGCAUUUUCGCAUUAGUUAGUUUUAAGAACAAGUCUCAUAGAACAUGUACUGUUUUAAAAUUAACCGGUAUCCAACAUUGUCAAAAUAAGAACGAGAAACCUUAUGUAUCUAAAUGCUACUUAAUGUAUUGCUUUUUAUUUUACGAAAUAACCUUUAAAUAAACUUAUAAGACUAAAAA